Messenger RNA from Spinacia oleracea (spinach), 2799 nucleotides. RefSeq names its product two-component response regulator-like APRR3. Bases 548 to 2485 code for a protein of 645 amino acids. NCBI's taxonomy places the organism in Eukaryota, Viridiplantae, Streptophyta, Magnoliopsida, Caryophyllales, Amaranthaceae. The record is from RefSeq and is a predicted model, not a curated record. The transcript is spliced from 8 exons. Gene Ontology annotation, biological process: phosphorelay signal transduction system; cytokinin-activated signaling pathway. Gene Ontology annotation, molecular function: protein binding.
GGCAAUAAGAUAAAAACAGGGCCGUAUUUAGAAAGAAGUCGGAGUGUAUAGAAAGCAUGUGCGAUUGAAAUCAAAACUAGUGAUCAGAAAUAAGACAACUCAGCAUCAACCAAGCGUAAACCAAUGGCGGCCCCGCUUUUGAUCUACGUCUCAUAUUCUCUCUCAUCAUGUCAGCAGAUAUUUUUCAACGCCAUUUUAGCGGCUCAAAUUAAAAGACGUCUUCCUUCUCCUUCUUCUUCUAAACUCCGAACCUUCUUCUUCACUGUACAACAAAAACCCCCUGAAAUUAUUUCUAAAAAAAUUCAUUUCACAGAAGAUUGAUUGUCAUCCACUAAAUGUUUCGAAAAAUUUGUGGAUUUUUUUUUUAAAAAAGAAAAAAUGAUGGGUCAAUGUUCAGUGAAUCAAAGAAGAAAAGUGAAGAAUUAGGUGGGUAAGUAUGAAGGAGAAUGAAGUGCUUACAGUUAGGUUUUGUGGAAAUUUUUUGGAAGAUAAAGGGGGUGGUUGAUUUUUAAUUAAUUUGUCUUUUUAAAAAAAAAUUGACGGGUAAAUGGGUCAAAUGGAAGGUAUGGAGGCGGUGUUAAUGGAGGUAGAGGAUAAGGAAGAGGUGAGAGAAAAUGAAUUGAAAUGGGAGAGUAUUAUGCCGAAAAUGGUGAUCAGAGUUCUUCUUGUUGAAGCCGAUGAUUCUACUCGUCAUAUUUUAGGUGCCCUCCUUCGCAAGUAUAAUUAUAAAGUUGCUGCUAUUUCCGACGGAUUGAAGGCUUGGGAAAUCCUCAAGAACCGGCACAAUAACAUAGACCUCAUAUUGACUGAACUGGAUUUGCCAUCAAUAUCUGGGAUUGCACUUCUUACAUUAAUCAUGGAGCACGAUGGUUGCAAAGACAUCCCUGUUAUAACUAUGUCAUCACAGGAUUCAGUGAGUAUGGUGUUGAAGUGCUUAUUAAAGGGUGCAGUCGACUUUCUUGUAAAGCCUAUCAGGAAAAAUGAACUGAAAAACCUGUGGCGUCAUGUCUGGAAGCGGCUUGCUAACAAUAAUGCUGGACACAAUCCUCAAAAUUUAACUGCUGAACAACAAAAUAUUGAGGCCGCAUAUAAGAACAAUUCAGCAACCAAUCACUCUGGUGACAAUGUGUCUUCUAGUCAGAAAAGUAGCGGGUUCAGUGAAAAGGCUACUGAUGUCCAAGGUCUCUCACAGAUGAAACACGGAGAAGAAACUGGAGUCAGCUGCAGAGAAGAGAAGCAUCAAGCUAAGAAUGUCAAGGUGGAGGAGGGAUUGUCCCUAGAUACCAAUGCCAUAGACGACAAAACAGAUAAAUUAGGAUCUGGUGUUAAUGUUUCAGCUGCUCUAAGAGUUGAAGAAGAUGGAUCCUGCACUGAUGUAGCUACUGAUGAUGGAGGCGAUGGCUAUCGAGCUAAUAUUAUUGGCCAUAAUGUUCCUCAACCUUCAAUCGAAGCUGUUGACUUGAUUGGCAUAAUAAAUAAACAAGAAGGUACAGGAGGGCGAGUAAGUUUCAGUGGAGAGUUUAAUGGUCACAACAAUUCUACUCCUGCACUAGAGCUUUGUUUAAAAAGACCUAUUAACUCACUGAACUCAGAGACCAAAGAGAGGGGAAUACUGAAUCAUUCUAAUGCCUCUGCCUUUUCAUGGUAUAGAAGUACCAAGAAGCCUCGGACCUCUGUCCCGUCAGCAGACAGUGAACUGCCAAAAAUCAAAGGUGUUUCUGAUUCUAAGCCAUUCAGCAGCAAUGGGGAAAACAAACCCAAUGUUCUUGCUCCUCAAUCUGCACAAUGUAGUACAGUUUCCUCACACCAUCAAAUUGGGCCUGUUCCCUCACCAGGACUUACAUUUGACAGUUGUGUUUGGGCCAGCUAUGGUGCUGCGUUCCAUCCGAUAUUUAGCCCAUACACAAGCCCAACAUCAAGCUGUUUGAAUUCAGCAUUGCAAAGAGAGGAGCCACCUUUUCUGACAAGCCCUUCCCCGCACUUUGAUCCAGGGACUCAUAGUUCUAUUCAAGGUUGUGGCCAAGCUGGAGAUGAGCUUAGAACUAAGGAAUCCGUUGAACGAUCUGGGUACAUCAGCUCACAAGUUGUGGAUCCAAGUGGCAGUAGUACUCAGUGUAAUGAUUCUGGAAGUCAACAUAAGCUCAGUGCACAUGGAAGUGCAUCCGAUAUUACUGAUGUUAAUGCUACUGCUUCUGGCAUGAAAGGUUCAAGCUUUGUUGAGGAGAGUGAAGUUAAGCCCUUUGCCAAUGAUCAGUUCAAGGCGAAAAUGGGUCUCCACUCUGCCGAAAGAGAAGCCGCUCUUGCCAAGUUCCGGCAAAAACGGAGAGAUCGAUGCUUUGAAAAAAAGGUGCGUUAUCAGAGCAGGAAAAAACUGGCAGAGCAGCGACCUAGGGUGAAAGGACAAUUUGUUCGCCAAGUCCCGACUGAUCAAGUGCUUGUUCGCCAUGCCUCGAGUGAUCAAGUGGUUGCUGAUGGUAAACCAUAGGUUCAAAUUUUUACUUUUAACAAACUAUAUAUAUAAAAGGGUUAACUGAAACAAACCAAUCCUCUAGAAAGUGUUAAUGAUGUUGGUACCUGUAGCUUGUACGGAGUAGGAAUUUAGGAACAUGAAAAUGUUAGGUUGUGGCUGCUGAAAAUGGUUUUUAUCUGAAGCAUCUGUUAUUUUUAUGAGCUUCUGAUUACAUAUGUACAAUUAUUACAUGCAUAAUGCAUUCUUUAUCUGGUAUCUAUCUAUUACCGGAUUGGAAACGGUCUUGUAAUUAUAUAUUUUACACGUAUAUGAGUGUGCGAAUUAAAUUA